AUGAACGCUCACCAUCAGACACCCCGGAGUGUACUCGACCAAGUCGGCGAUUGGAAGCUAGGAGCAACGUUGGGUAGAGGUGCAUACGCUCACGUCCGGCUCGCCACUCACAAGAAUGGUCAUAAGGCUGCCUGUAAGAUUUUACCAGCACUUAAUCGCAAUGGACGGAGACCCGCCACAACGGACGAGACAGUCGACGCCAUCGAAGCUCACAAGGAGGUUGUGCUACUCAAGGCUCUGAGCGGGGCGGGAGUGGAUGGCGUAGCCGGGCUCGAAGGGGUGAUAGAAGAGGAAGGCUGGACUUUUGUGUUCCUCACUCUCUACCCCUGCUCUGUGUCAUCUUUGCCAACUCCCUGGACUCAAAGUUCUCUCGCCAUCUUCUUUCGGCGACUCUUGAUCACGACACAUAAUCUUCAUAGCCUCAAUGUCAGCCACGAAGACAUCAAGAGGUCCAACGUCUUGGCAACUAGCGAAGGGCUCCCAAUUUUGGUCGACUUCGGUUUUUCACACUUCAAAGCCUUCGGCGGCCUCGUCAAGAGUGCAGGCGGGACCCUCGACUACUCUAGCCCUGAAAAGACUGCAGACGUUAAAUAUGACCCGAAGGCAAACGAUGUCUGGUCUUUGGGUAUCCUUCUGAUCAAGAUGGCUGGUAUACCCCACCCUUACGCCUACACAAGCUCGGACGACACCAGCACCGCUGUCAAGAAGCGUAUCCUUCUAGGAGACCCGAAGUUCAGAUGGAGACUCCGAGACCAGGGUCCCGGAGGUAUGGCAGAGCUCGUCGAAGGAAUGCUCGAAAGAGAUCCCCUGAAGCGAUGGACUAUACCAAGGAUACUCAAUCAUCCCUAUUUGAGGACUGAGCACCCCGAUCCACCCCCCUUCAAACUGCCUUCAACCGAGUCCACCACUUUACGACGCCCUUCCCAGAGCGUGGUCGAAGAUUUGUGUUUCCUUGCGUAUCUCAACGGAGAAUUUGCUCUCUGCGAGACCUCACUUCGUAUUGAACAACGCCUGGAGGGAGAGGAGGCAUGUUGGGAAAAUAGAUGGGCUAGUAUGCUUGGCGCUUGGUCCAAGAGAGUGGAGAUGGAUUGGAAAGAUAUCCCGGCAUCCAUCACGCCCAUCAAGCCGAGACACAGAACAGCUGGUCCGGUUAUUUCUGCGCCAAAGCCAGCCCAAAAGACCGAAACAAAGCCUCUGAAAGAGAUACACUUGUUCCCCAAUAUUCCUCUGCCUUCUUUCAAUCCCCCUUCGCUCCAUUUGCCUGACAAGAAGCUGAUCAAACCUUUGCGAUCACGACUCCACGACAUGAAGAGUAAAGAAGGAAAUAAGGCGACCUCAAAUACUGGUCAAAGACCGAUCGCUUCUCAAAAGGCUGCCGGGUCAAAACUCGAGUACGCUUCACAAGAUGAAGAUCAGAUGUUCCCGCAUCAAGUGAGCCGACAUAAGAAUGUCCUUCGGGUCAAGAAGCCCAAAAGCAGAAUGGGUGAUAGCAAGGCGCUCUACUAUCAGGCCAACUUUCAAGUUUACACAAGCGAUCCUGAAUCGGAAACCGAAGAGAAGGAGUCACCGGAUGCUACUCCUUCGGAUACGACCAAGAACAUCGGGACAAUGAGGCUCAAGACGAAAGUCACUCAAGAUCUUGUCAAGAAAGGCGAGACAGAGACAGGGCGCUUGAGGAGGAAGGAAGGACUUGGAUCCGGCGUGCCUGACAACGCAAAAUCGCCCUCAUCUCUCAAUGAACAGCUGCAAGGCUUCUUACUUGCUCCCUCGGAUGACAAUGUUACUCGAAGACGCUCUCCUAGAUUCAGGACCGGAGACGUCUCUGGCCGCUGA
Molecule: messenger RNA, 1833 nt
Organism: Cryptococcus wingfieldii CBS 7118
Lineage: Eukaryota; Fungi; Basidiomycota; Tremellomycetes; Tremellales; Cryptococcaceae
Product: CAMK/CAMKL protein kinase
Exons: 10
Coding region: 1-1833 (610 amino acids)
Biological process (GO): intracellular signal transduction; protein phosphorylation
Cellular component (GO): cytoplasm
Molecular function (GO): ATP binding; protein serine/threonine kinase activity
Source: RefSeq, a predicted model, not a curated record